GGGGUGGCCGCGUGAGAUAGGGCGGCCUGGGGUGGGGGCGCCCCGGGGCUGGGCGCUGGCGGGGCCCAGGUCUCAACGCUCCACCGAAGCAGCGCCCGGAUUCCGGGCCGAGGCUGCCCGGGAAUGCUUUCAGUCGGCACAAACAUGGCUGCAGCCUUGCGACCUGCGGCCGCCCGGCUCCGCGAUCGGCUGGUGCUGGGCAGCUCAAGGACCCGCCAGCCAUGGAGGUGCCAGUCGGGGGCAGCCGCAGCAACAGCCCAGCAAGUGAGAAGCCCGAAGCCCAAGCCUCAAGUUCAACCUGGGAAGAGGAAGCCCAAAACAGGAAUAUUAAUGCUGAACAUGGGCGGCCCCGAGUCGGUGGGAGACGUGCAUGACUUCCUGCUGAGACUCUUCCUGGACCGGGACCUCAUGACGCUGCCUUUUCAAAGCAAGCUGGCACCCUUCAUCGCCAAACGCCGAACCCCCAAAAUUCAAGCGCAGUACAACAGGAUUGGAGGAGGGUCCCCCAUCAAGAUGUGGACCUCCAAGCAAGGAGAAGGCAUGGUGAAGCUGCUGGAUGACUUGUCACCCGAGACAGCCCCUCACAAAUACUACAUCGGGUUUCGGUACGUCCAUCCGUUAACAGAAGAAGCCAUUGAGGAGAUGGAGAGAGACGGGCUGGACAGGGCCAUUGCUUUCACCCAGUAUCCACAGUACAGCUGCUCUACCACAGGCAGCAGCUUAAACGCCAUUUACAGAUACUAUAACGAAAUGGGAAAGAAACCAACCAUGAAGUGGAGCACAAUUGACAGGUGGCCCACACACCCCCUCCUCAUUCAGUGCUUUGCAGACAACAUUCAGAAGGAACUGGACCAUUUUCCUCUUGAGAAGAGAAGCGAUGUGGUCAUUCUCUUCUCUGCCCACUCGCUGCCACUGUCUGUGGUCAACAGAGGGGACCCCUAUCCGCAGGAGGUGGGUGCCACUGUCCAGAGAGUCAUGGAUAAGCUGGGCUUCUCCAACCCCUACCGUCUGGUCUGGCAGUCCAAGGUCGGUCCGAUGCCGUGGCUGGGUCCUCAGACGGAAGCCACCAUCCGCGGGCUUUGUGCCAGGGGGCGGAAGAAUAUCCUUUUGGUCCCAAUUGCAUUUACCAGCGACCACAUUGAAACACUGUAUGAACUGGACAUCGAGUGUGCGCAGGUUCUAGCCAACGAGUGUGGAGCUGAAAACAUCAGAAGAGCAGAGUCUCUUAAUGGAAAUCCAUUGUUCUCUAAGGCCCUGGCUGACCUGGUGCACGCACACAUCCAGUCCAACGAGCGCUGCUCCAAGCAGCUAACGCUCAGCUGCCCGCUCUGUGUCAAUCCUGUCUGCAGGGAGACCAAGACCUUCUUCACCACCCAGAAGCUGUGACCGCCACUGUGCACCCUGUGGGGUCAGGCAGAUGCUCAGCCUCGGGAUGCCUCCGACGUGGAGCAAGAUGUAUUUAGACAUCUAGGAGAAAAGUUACAUUAGUUUAUGGACAGCUUCUGGGUACAUAUAGUGUGAUUUCUUGAGGAACAGACUCUCAAGUCCUUACUGAAGGUUUUCUAUUUUUAUAGAUCUACAUAGUAAGCAUUUAUAUUCCCUCUCUCUGGGUAAAGCUACUAACUUGGUAUGUCUACUACACUAUUGGGGAAAAUAAAAAGAACUUUAACAAUUUACCUUAUGAGACACACACCUAUUUUAAAUAGAGAUUUUUGGCUUUAUUGUCUGAAAUCCUUUCCACGAGGGACAGAGAGUCCCUCCAUGGGGUGUGUGAGUGAGAUUUCAUUUUCAGCCUGUGUGUCUACUUGUUUUGUAAGUGAAUGAUGUUGAGGACGUGAAGCAGCACUAACCUUUCCCUAAACCCGUGGGCUCGAGUGCCCGGAGGCCGAAGGGGCCAUUUGGGCCCUUCUGUGUGGACCUCACUUUCCUUAGCACAAAGCCAGAUCUAGUACCGGUUCUGCAAAUGCUUUGAGAUACCUCAGGCACACAGUCUUGGACAGGCAUAAAGCCUCGUCUUGGUCAUAGCUGCCUUGGGGGGAAGCCUGUGGUACCUGCAUCCUGUCUCCAGGACCCUGGAACCUUUCCAUCCAGCAUCUUCUCUGUCUGGGGUGUAGGCCUCCUUUCUGCAUUUUUGUUUGAAGAGUCAUUUUAGAAAAUCAACAUUAUUUCAUCAUCUUGGAUUCUUUUGUAACUGGCAGUUUUUAUUGCAAAAAUUUUCUAACCAUGCUAUAUGCGAUUUGGAAAAUGGAGAUAAAGGAACUGCUCGAACGCAACAGCUAUUAAUCUUACCAUUGCAAUUUGUGUCAUUCUUUUCCUGUGGAUAUUUUUAAUGCCAUCGUAACCUUGAGUUUGUGAGUGAAAACUUGUUCUAAAGAUGUAAAAAUAAUGUAGGAUCAGAAUCUGAUCUUCUCGACUUGGAUUUAAAUGGAUUAAAAAAAAUCUCUGCUGGAUCCAUAAUGAAUAUGUAAUGAUUACUUUCCUUUUCCUCCGAGCCCUAAAACUUUGUUCUUCAAAGAGUAUUUCUUUGAUUGUUUUUAAAAGCCAGAUCAUAAAGUGGAAGCUUUGGGGUAUCAUAGA
This is a messenger RNA of Condylura cristata (star-nosed mole), 2577 nucleotides long. RefSeq names its product ferrochelatase (gene FECH). Gene Ontology annotation, molecular function: protoporphyrin ferrochelatase activity. The record is from RefSeq and is a predicted model, not a curated record. Bases 124 to 1386 code for a protein of 420 amino acids. Gene Ontology annotation, biological process: heme biosynthetic process. NCBI's taxonomy places the organism in Eukaryota, Metazoa, Chordata, Mammalia, Eulipotyphla, Talpidae. The transcript is spliced from 11 exons.